Synchiropus splendidus (mandarinfish) is the source of this 2418-nucleotide messenger RNA. It is a transcript of the gene emp2, whose product is annotated as epithelial membrane protein 2. The record is from RefSeq and is a predicted model, not a curated record. Lineage: Eukaryota; Metazoa; Chordata; Actinopteri; Syngnathiformes; Callionymidae. Gene Ontology annotation, cellular component: plasma membrane. The transcript is spliced from 5 exons. The coding region runs from base 200 to 697 and encodes 165 amino acids.
UAACUUUUUUUUUUCUGGAGGACGAGGACCAUCAACUGUUGUGGUGUCGCUUCUGAGCUCAUCUUCCGCCACAUCUCGAAUUAUUCUACGCAGAUUCUCUUUGUCUUCGAGGCGACAUCAAACCCCCUUCAGUGUUUCCUGGUUCCUUCUGGUUGAAUCUGACAACAUUCAAACACGUCAGCAGGAUAUAAAAGGAACCAUGCUGAUCAUCCUCGCCUUCAUCCUCCUCUUCCACCUGGCUUCUGCUGUCCUUCUCUUGGUCGCCACGAUCCAUAAUGCCUGGUGGGUGGUGUCAGCGACUGGACGAGAACCAAUCUUCUCUGACCUGUGGUACUCCUGUAACUCCACCUGCUACCCAAUUUCAAACAGUCACACUGCUGAUGCUGCCUAUCUACAGGCGGUUCAGGCGACAAUGAUUCUCGCCACUAUUCUAUGUGUCAUCAGCUUCUUCGUCUUCAUCCUGCAGCUUUUCAGAAUUAAACAGGGAGAAAGAUUCAUUUUCACCGCCAUCAUCCAACUGUUUGCCUCUCUCUGCGUGAUGGUUGGUGCCUCCAUCUACACGGCGGAGAACAAGUCCUUCCACCUCCCCAGUCUCCAAGAAGGUUCUUAUGGAUCCUCUUACAUCCUGGCCUGGGUCAGCUUCCCUAUGACCUUCAUCAGUGGCCUCAUGUACCUGGUGCUGCGGAAACGCAAAUAAGAGCCCAUGAUUUUUUAAAUUCAAUUUCAUCUCUACCAUUUCAGUUGCAAAUACAUGUUGCACAAGAGACAUCAUCUAAUAUUGGUUUCACGUGUGACCCGGUGUUAGUGAAGUGCCACUCCUUUAUACAGAAAAUGUGUAUCAACAUACCAAGUCCAACACAAUGGGUCAAAGUCACCAUGAAAUGAAAAGUUACAUUUCUUUGUUUUUUAACUUCACACCCUCUAAAACAUUUCAAUGUAAAGUACGGUUAAAUGUCGUUUCAUUAUUACAUGGUGAGCUCAAUAGCAGCAUAACAAAAUAAUACUACAUUUCUUGCAUUUGCUGUGCCGUGCGUAUGAUUAUGAAUUUAGUUUUUUGAACAGUGGAUAUAGUGCGGGUUAGUGUAAAUUCAAAAUGUCAUCUAAAAAUAAUGCAUAAAAUUGCAAAAGACAUGUACUUGAGGCUUAUUUUUAAUUCAGUGAGGAAUAGAAGUGUAAUGAUGACCAGUUCAUAAAGGAAAUGUAUCAAAAAAGAGACAUAAUAUACAACAAAAUAUGAAUGAGCAAACGUUGGGCUAAUAUGUCAAAUACAGUCAAUAUCUGUUAAAGAAUGGCAAAUACAAAGUUGGCUACUAUAAGAGGGACAAUUUACCUUUUAACUUUACAUUUAAUAUAGAAUUAGCCAAGGUAAAUAAAACAUGUCUUUUCAACUAAUUUCAUUCAAACAGUGUCAUUUUAAACAAAAUACAUUUUGCAAAAUAUAAAUGUUUCACUUUAAAUAGUUCAUUGUUUCCCUUCUGGAAACCUGCUAAACAUUAAAAGAUGUCUUUUGUACAUAUUUACUGUGCAAGUGUGGGAUGCAUUCCAAGGAUGCAUCGCUGAAAUUUGGAUCCGAAACUCAACAUUAAAUAAAUGUAGGAUGUGAAGUGAAUUUAUCAAAUGUAGGAAUCGAACACAUGCUCUGUUAGUGAACAAACAUGUUGUGUGGUUUUAAUUGGCAAAGUGAACAUUGUUUGUGACAAGAACUUCUCUGUGCUUUGUUGAGAACGGACCACAGCUAUUUAUUUAAAUUGUAAAUGUCGUGUCUAAGGUCAAUGAAGACUGUUGUGCCUGUGUUCUCUCUCUGUGCUUGGGAUACUGCUGAUUUCAAUUGUGUCUGGCUUCAGAUUUGCGCCGGCACCUAAACAGAAAUACUGUACAAUAACUGUAGUGCUGCUGUACUGUAGCUGUUUGGCAGACCAGCAUUUUCUUCGCUCAACUUCAUGUGAGUUGAGAGAUGAGUUUGUUGGGACAGUACAGAGUAACAUCUGAGAAGAGAAGGGUCAGCUCUAUUUUCAGAACACAAUACUUGAAAAGGAUGGAACAUUAGAAUCAUGUUGUCUUCCAUGUUUGUUGAACCUCAGUGUGGAUCUGCAGCGUUCUGUCUUUGGUGUGCUUUGCUUUCGUGCUGGUGCCUGUCCAUGAGCAUGCUUGUACAGAUAUUAAGAACAAAAACACUGAAUGAUAUGAGUUUGUGAUUGUCUUAUCGGGCCUUGUUAUUGUAAUUAUUGCUUAGAUCAGGGGUUUCUCAGAAGCAGGUGUUUUGACGGCUGCUUUUGUUCCUGCCAACCAAGCAGCACCACGGUUUAUCACUUGAUUUGAACGUUUGAUUGUUGUGAGCUCUGGCUUCUUGGAAUAAUACCACAUCUGUUAUUGCUACGCUUUUUUGUCAUUAAUGGAACCAAUGAAGCUUUGUUGUAC